Camelus dromedarius (Arabian camel) is the source of this 1203-nucleotide messenger RNA. RefSeq names its product serpin family B member 13 (gene SERPINB13). Gene Ontology annotation, molecular function: serine-type endopeptidase inhibitor activity. Lineage: Eukaryota; Metazoa; Chordata; Mammalia; Artiodactyla; Camelidae. The record is from RefSeq and is a predicted model, not a curated record. The coding region runs from base 1 to 1203 and encodes 400 amino acids. The transcript has 7 exons.
AUGGAUUUGCAGGGCUCAGCAAACACUUGCUUUGGAUUUGAUCUUUUCAAAGAGCUGAGUGAAAAAAGGGGUGACAACAUCUUCUUUUCCCCUGCGGGCAUCUCAGCGGCCAUCGGGAUGCUCCUCCUGGGGACGCGAGGAGCCACUGCCGCCCAGUUAGAGAAGAUGCUUUUCUUGGAAAAAGACACAGAAAGCUCAAGAAUCAGAACUGAAGAAAAAGAGGUGGGGAGACCUUUUGUUUUGAUUUUGAAGAUAGAGAAGACAGAAGAGAUACAUCACCAGUUCCAAAGGUUUUUGAAUGAGAUAAGCAAGCUCACUAAUGAUUAUGAACUGAAGGUAGCCAACAGGCUGUUUGGAGAAAAGACAUACCUCUUCCUUCAAAAAUACUUGGAUUAUGUUGAAAAAUAUUACCAUGCUUCUCUGGAACCUGUAGAUUUUUUAAAUGCAGCAGAUGAAAGUCGAAAGAAGAUUAAUUCCUGGGUUGAAAGCCAAACACAUGAAAAAAUCAAGGACCUGUUUGCAAGUGGCUCUUUGAGCUCCUCCACCAAGCUGGUGGUGGUGAAUGUAAUUUAUUUUAAAGGGCAGUGGGACAGAGAGUUUGCAAAAGAAAAUACCCAGGAGGAGGAAUUUUGGCUGAAUAAGAGCACAAGCAAAUCUGUGCUGAUGAUGACACAGCACCAGUCCUUCAGCUUCAUGAUCCUGGAGGACUUGCAAGCCAAAAUUCUGGGGAUUCCAUAUAAAAACAAUGACCUAAGUAUGUUCGUGUUGCUGCCCGAUGACAUAGAUGGUCUGGAGAAGAUUAUAGAUAAAAUAACUCCCAGUGAAUUAAUUGAGUGGACUAGCCCAGGGCAUAUGGAAGAAAGGACCGUAAACUUGCACUUGCCCCGGUUUGAAGUGGAGGAUAGUUAUGACAUGGAGGCUGUCCUGGCAGCCGUGGGGAUGGCAGACGCCUUCAAUGAGCAGCAAGCCGACUCUUCGGGGAUGUCCUCACCCUCCGGGCUGCAUGCCCAGAAGUUCCUGCACAGGUCCUUUGUGGAGGUCAGCGAGGAAGGCACAGAGGCGGCAGCUGCCACUGGCAUAAGCUUUGCCAUGACCUCAGCCCCAGAUUAUGAAAAAUUUCACUGCAAUCACCCUUUCCUGUUCUUCAUCAGGCACAAUGAGGCUGACAGUGUCCUCUUUUUUGGCCGAUUUUCUUCUCCUUAG